CUCGGUAUUUUGACUAUAGUACUUUCUUUGCAAGAGACUAUUCUGGCAGUACCCAGCAGCACUUUCCACCAGUUCAAAUAUUCACAAGGAUGGAAAAUAUUCAACUUCAAGAUUACAUUGCCAUCACUCAAAUCGCCUUUGAGUGGGCUGAUAGCCACGACAAAAAGGACUGGGAUAGACUUCGAAAUAUUCUAGCACCAAACCUAUUAAUUGACUACAGCAUCGUUGGUCAGCAAUGCUUCCCACAUAUGAAGUCCGAGGAAUUCGUUUCUAUGAUAAGCUCUCCUAAUUUCGUAGGAGAUCCGCUCGUUCGCACUCAACACCUGAUCGGGUCGGCCAAUUACGAGUGGGUGUCUGACACUGAGAUCGUUGCCGUCCAUCAGAUUCGUGCUGCACACCAACGCUACGCAAACCUUGAUACCACCACAGUCGCUUAUCGAGGUCACGGCUAUGGUAGCGUUAAACAUUGGUACAAGAAACUUAACGGAGUAUGGAAACUUGCUGGCGUACGCCCUGAGAUGUAUUGGAGUGAGCAUGACUUUGACAAGAUCUUUUCCGCACCAGCUUAAUCAAUUUUCCAAUCUACUGAAGUAGUGUAGCC
This is a messenger RNA of Talaromyces proteolyticus, 601 nucleotides long. RefSeq names its product Scytalone dehydratase. The transcript has 4 exons. Gene Ontology annotation, molecular function: scytalone dehydratase activity. The record is from RefSeq and is a predicted model, not a curated record. Bases 90 to 569 code for a protein of 159 amino acids. Gene Ontology annotation, biological process: melanin metabolic process. NCBI's taxonomy places the organism in Eukaryota, Fungi, Ascomycota, Eurotiomycetes, Eurotiales, Trichocomaceae.